CUAAUGCCAGAUGUGUCAUCACAGUUGUCAUCUUCUGUUGAUUUUUUGUACUUGCACAAAAAUAAAAAAUUAUUUAAUACAAAUGUUUUUAUCCAAUAUUUGUUAGCCGGUUAGGAAUAAUUUUGAAAAAUGUCUGAUAUUUUUAAAGUUGGUAAGCGGGUUGAGGUAUCGGCAAAGGGAGUGCAAGGAGUAAUUGCUUUUAUAGGCAAGACUGGCUUUGCCCAAGGAACUUGGAUUGGUUUGAUAUUAGACGAACCAAAAGGAAAAAAUAAUGGAUCUGUAAAAGGACAAGAAUAUUUUAAGUGCGAAGAGAACCAUGGAAUGUUCGUUAAAGAAAGCCAAGUGCUACCUCUUGAUGAACAUGGUAAACCCAUGCAAAUACAAACUCCCAGCAAAGAGUUACCUCCUUCAAAAAUUGCUAGAAGUCGACAGAGUGUGACCCCGAACGUUAAGCCUAAACCUACCACCAUUCGGAGAAAAGCAUCAUCUCAAGGCCCAACAUUGUCUGCUUCAAGUUCGCGAAUGUCAUUGGCGAGCAGUAGACAAUCGUUGGCGGGCAGCAGACAAUCGUUGUCUGGCAGCAGACAAUCAUUAACUGGUAGCCGAACUCAACUGGAAUCUCCUUCUGUUGAUAAACAGUUAGAUCUGAACGAGUCCGUGAGUCAAGUACCGAAAAGGGCUUCAUUCGUUGAGACGGGAUUUGUAGAAACCCUCAAACCCCAAUUCACGGCGGGCCACGCCAUGAUUACUACGCCAACUCCAGUGACCUCAAUGGAUGAGAAGAUCAGUAAUCUACAGAUGCAACAAGAGCUGGAAAAUAGAUCGCAACAGAUUGCGGAUCUGGGAGAAAAAUUGGAAACGUUGAAAAUUAAAAGACAGGAAGACAAAGAAAGACUUAAGAAUUACGAUAAAUUGAAAAUACAGCUGGAACAGCUGAUUGAGUUUAAAUCGAAAAUAAUGAGCACCCAAGCUAGCUUGCAGCGGGAACUGCAAAAGGCCAAACAGGACGCCAAGGAAGCUGUCGAAGCCAAGGAACUGCACGAGGAAGAGGUAGCCGAUCUCGCCGAGGCCGUAGAAAUGGCAACGCUGGACAGAGAAAUGGCCGAGGAGAAGGCCGAAACGUUGCAAUUGGAAUUGGAAGUGUGCAAAGAAAAACUGGAAGAAGUCACGUUGGAUUUGGAGAUACUCAAAGCUGAAAUGCAGGAAAAAGGCGCCAACAUUGUUGCUAGUGGAGACCAAAUGUCUGCAUAUGAAAUUAAGCAACUCCAACAACAAAACGCGCGUCUGAGAGAAACUUUGGUAAGAUUGAGGGAUCUGUCGGCGCACGAGAAGCACGAAUAUCAAAAGUUGCUGAAAGAUAUCGACCAAAAGAAAUCCGAAAUAACCGAAUUGGGCAAAACCAAAGAGAAACUCAGCACUCGUGUGGAAGAAAUGGAACAGCAGAUUGGCGAUCUCCAAGAACAGGUUGACGCAGCUUUAGGCGCGGAAGAAAUGGUGGUUAUUCUUAGUGAUCAAAAGUUAACUCUGGAAGAGAAGGUCGCGCAACUUCAAGAAGAGGUUUCCGAAUUAGAGGCGCUGCAGGACAUGAACGACCAGUUGGUAGAGAGCAACGCCGAAUUGGAAGCUGAUUUGAGAGAGGAAUUGGACAUGGCACAAGCGGCUACAAGAGAGGCUUUGCGCGAUAGAGAUGCCGCCAUGGAAACUAUAGCGGAUAGAGAGCAAACGAUAGGGAAAUUCAGACAAUUGGUGCAUCAACUUCAGGAGCAAUCUUUGGAUUUGCAGCAUAGAUUGGAGACUGAGACCAGUAAGCCGGUGUCAGCUUUACCGGAAAUUAUAGACUUUAAGAAAAUGUUUUCUGAAACUAAAGCACACAUCAAGGCUAUCGAUUUGGAAUUGAGAAGGAUCGAUAUUAACCAAUUGCAGCAACAUAUUAAAUUCUUGAGUUCCUAUAUGCCGGAUUCGUUUAUGACCAGAGGAAGUGAUCACGAUGCCGUUCUUCUGAUUCUCUUAAUACCGAGAAUGAUUCAAAAACUGGAGAUUAUUCUAGGUCAAGUUAAAGAUAAAUUCGGAAAAAUCGAAAAAAUCGAUAAGAACGCUGUUCUGAAAGGGCAUUCGAUCAAUCAAUUUACGUUUAAAUGCAGAAUUAGUUUCUACGUUUACGCCUUCCAGAUUAUCCUUCACCAAUACUACCACGUCUUGAACACCUGCAAGCCAGACGUGCUCUUAAAAGUUGGUGCCACUUACCCCGAAAUGGCCGGUCAAGAAAAGGUGAUCGACGACGUAAUCGAGCUGCUUAAAAAAGACCAAUUGGACGAAAACAUUUCCACUGAAGCUCUAGAAAAGUGCGUGAAUUAUUUUAACACGCUGUUUCCCGUUUUGUUCGGUCCCGAUGUCAAGCUCAAUCACAUGCUGCUGCUUACCGAUAACGUGAGAUGUUUGACAGCCGUGGCUGAUAGUUUCGUGGUCGACGCUACUGUCGUUAGAUGCUUGAUGGAGCAGAAUGCCACGGGCGAUAUGGAACUACUGAUUCAGUACAUUAUAACCACUACUGAUCUGUUGCAACAGCAAUUAAAGUUGAUUAAGCGACGUUUACCGUUAGAUACGAACAUCUCGAAUUUGGGACUUAACAAGGAAGUGCACGAGAAUUUGUAUCAGUGUUACCAGCACGCACUGAAGAUUUCUAAAACGUUGCAUGAUAUCGUCAAAUCUAUGGUACAAAUAAUAGUAAACAGUGGAGAAUCUGAUAAGGGCGUAGUACCUGAACAGAUAAAAGACAUAGCUAUAAAUGCUAGUGAAAAAUUCUACGAACAAGAUGAUCUCGGCCCGGUACAGAGUUUGAAAAAUUCGAUGAAUUUCAUCCAGACUCAGAUCACUCAAUUGGCCCAAUUCCUGCACGACAACGAAUACGAAAUCACAACUGCAAACAAAAAUGAAGACAAGACAACACCUCCAGUCCGAGUAAGAGCGGACGCCGUCAAAAAAGAGCUGGAGCAAACGAAAACGCUAACCAGCAAAUUGGAGAACAAGGAGUCCGACAUUAAAGAGCUGAGAAAAUUGCUAAAAGAAAAGCAGGAACAACUGUCCGAGAUGACCAUUCGCAAAGAGCUGGCCGAAAAGAAAUUAGGAAACGUGAACAAAGAUUACGAAUUGACCAUCGAAAAGUUGCAGAGGAAAUUGGAAGAGGCGCACAAUAAUUACAAGAAGAAAGAGAAGGAAUUUGAAGAGACUUUGGAUCACCUGCAAACUGAUAUUGACUCGUUGGAGAACGAGAAGGGAGAAAUGAAGGAAAAACUAAGGCAUUUGUCUAAGAAGGUGUCGAUCGACAAAGGAGGACUACCAAGUUCCCAGUUACCGUCUCUUCAGUCUAUGGGACCGACCCUUCCUGCCGUGGUGAAGGACUCUCCGUUGUUGAUGCAGGAAAUUGACAGCUUACGUAAAAUCUAUCACCAAGAACGUAACGAAAGGAUCAGAUUGCAGAACCAAGAAUUACAGAAUCAACUGGACAGCAUGGCACCUUUACCUACGUUCAAAAAUACUGCCGAAGAAUCUUUGGAUAGAUUGUUCAAAGAAGGCACUGCCUUGCACCAGGAAUUGUUGCUGCAUCUGGCUAAACCCACAUUCCCUUCAAUUAGCAAACUAAAACCCGGCAAUGGCCCGGCAGCUUGGAAAAGACAUUUUGCCGAGGAGCAAAACAAAUUGUUAACUCUUAAAAGAAAAAGAGAUGACUUCCAAUCCAAGGUGGCAGCUGAAGCAGUCAGGAGGAAGUUCGGUGGAAAGAUAGAAUCAGAUUUAACAGUAUUUCCAACAAAAGAAAUGACAAAAGCUCUUAAAGAGAGUAAACCAGUAAAUAUUGGUUUUGUAAAAAUAUCACAGGAACUAUUACCAGCCAGUGAGAAAUCGAAAGUCGUUAAUUUGGAACUAGAUUAUGAAAACCUACAAAAAAUCCUUCAAACAUUAACAUUAGGUAAUUGAAUUGCUUGUUUAGAAAAAUUAAUUUAUUUUUUACUGUAUAUGCAAUAUUAAUAUUUGUUAUAAGAAAAGCUUUAAUAAUU
This is a messenger RNA of Psylliodes chrysocephalus, 4052 nucleotides long. The record is from the annotation of a GenBank genome assembly. NCBI's taxonomy places the organism in Eukaryota, Metazoa, Arthropoda, Insecta, Coleoptera, Chrysomelidae.